Triticum turgidum subsp. durum (durum wheat) is the source of this 2319-nucleotide messenger RNA. The record is from the annotation of a GenBank genome assembly. Lineage: Eukaryota; Viridiplantae; Streptophyta; Magnoliopsida; Poales; Poaceae.
AUGGAGGGUCUCCACAACCUGCUCGCGCGCCCCAACUCCGCGCCGCUCGCCUUCUCCCCCCCGCGCCCGCGCCCGCGCCGCAGGCCGCCCGUCGCCUGCCGCGCCGCGAGCCGCUGGGCCGACCGCCUCUUCGCCGACUUCCACCUCCUCCCCACCGCCGCCGCGCCCGAGCCGCCGGCCGCGGCCCCCGCCGGCGUCUCCGCGUCCCCCUGCGUCCCGCUCUUCCCCGACGCCGCCGACCGCUCCCUUCCCCUCCAGGUCGACUUCUACAAGGUUCUCGGCGCGGAACCGCAUUUCCUCAGCGACGGCGUCAGGCGGGCCUUCGAGGCGAGGGCGGCCAAGCCACCGCAGUACGGCUACAACACAGAUACCCUUGUUGGCCGUCGGCAAAUACUGCAGCUUGCACAUGAUACUCUCACAAACCAGAGCUCCCGCACCGAGUAUGACCGCGCGCUCUCUGAGGACCGUGGCAUGGCGCUCACAUUGGAUGUUGCUUGGGACAAGGUUCCGGGUGUGCUGUGUGCCCUUCAGGAGGCUGGGGAGGCACAGGCAGUGCUCGCAAUUGGAGAGCACUUGCUGCAGGACCGCCCGCCCAAGCAGUUCAAACAGGAUGUGGUGCUGGCAAUGGCUCUGGCCUAUGUGGAUCUAUCAAGGGACGCAAUGGCGGCUAGCCCACCAGACGUAAUCCGCUGCUGUGAGGUGCUUGAAAGGGCUCUCAAGCUCUUGCAGGAGGAUGGGGCAAUCAAUCUCGCACCUGAUCUGCUUUCACAAAUUGAUGAAACUCUGGAGGAGAUCACACCUCGUUGUGUUUUGGAGCUUCUUGCCCUUCCUCUUGAUGAAAAGCACCAGAGUAAACGCCAAGAAGGUCUUCGUGGUGUGAGAAACAUUUUGUGGAGUGUUGGUAGAGGAGGUAUUGCUACUGUUGGAGGAGGAUUUUCGCGUGAAGCCUACAUGAAUGAGGCCUUUUUGCAGAUGACAUCAGCGGAGCAGAUGGAUUUCUUUUCAAAAACGCCAAAUAGCAUACCACCUGAAUGGUUUGAAAUCUAUAGUGUGGCACUCGCAAAUGUUGCUCAAGCAAUUGUAAGUAAAAGGCCAGAGCUCAUCAUGGUGGCAGAUGAUCUUUUCGAACAGCUCCAGAAGUUCAAUAUAGGUUCUCAAUAUGCUUAUGAUAAUGAAUUGGAUCUUGUGUUGGAAAGGGCACUUUGCUCAUUGCUUGUGGGAGACAUUAGCAACUGCAGAAUUUGGCUUGCGAUUGAUAAUGAAUCCUCACCACAUAGAGACCCCAAAAUUGUAGAGUUUAUUGUGAACAACUCUAGCAUUGACCACCAGGAGAAUGAUCUUCUUCCAGGCCUGUGUAAGCUUUUGGAGACUUGGCUUGUCUCAGAGGUUUUCCCUAGGAGCAGAGAUACUCGAGGCAUGCAGUUUACACUUGGAGACUACUACGAUGAUCCACAAGUUUUAAGCUACCUAGAAAUGAUGGAAGGUGGUGGUGCUUCUCAUUUGGCUGCUGCUGCUGCUAUAGCAAAACUCGGUGCUCAAGCUACAGCUGCGCUUGGUACCGUGAAAUCAAGUGCUAUCCAAGCAUUCAACAAGAUUUUUCCAUUGAUAGAACAGCUAGAUCGAUCAGACAUGGAGAAUCCUAAUGAUGGCCCUGAGGAAUCUGUCAAUAAAUUUGACCAGAAAACUAUUAUGGGAUUUGAUAUCCGUGAUUCCAAAAAUGCUGCCCUGAAGAUUGUCUCUGCCAGUGCAUUAUUUGCUCUGAUGACAGUAAUAGGCAUGAAGUACUUGCCUCGUAACAAGGUGCUCCCUGCUAUUAGAAGCGAGCAUAAGUCCAUGACAGUUGCUAAUGUUGUUGACUCAGUUGAUGAUGAUGCACCAGAUGAGCCAAUACAGAUUCCUAGAAUGGAUGCGAAUCUGGCAGAAGGUAUUGUUCGCAAGUGGCAGAGUAUCAAAUCCAAGGCCUUGGGAUCAGAUCAUUCUUUGGAAUCAUUGCAAGAGGUUCUUGAUGGCAACAUGCUGAAGGUAUGGAGGGACCGAGCAGCAGAGAUCGAGCGCAAAGGCUGGUUCUGGGACUACACGCUGUCCGACGUGGCGAUUGACAGCAUCACCGUCUCCCUGGACGGACGACGGGCGACUGUGGAGGCGACAAUUGAGGAGGCAGGCCAGCUUACCGAUGCAACCGACCCCAGGAACAACGAUUUGUACGACACUAAGUACACCACCCGGUACGAGAUGACCUUCACUGGACCAGGAGGGUGGAAGAUAACAGAAGGUCAUGCGCCAGCCUUGGAGACUUGGAGUUGGAGGACAAUAGCCUAG